Molecule: messenger RNA, 888 nt
Organism: Anthostomella pinea
Lineage: Eukaryota; Fungi; Ascomycota; Sordariomycetes; Xylariales; Xylariaceae
Source: the annotation of a GenBank genome assembly
AUGAAGAACUCAGUCAUGAUCACCGGCACCUUUGCCGCCUUUGCUGCGGCUCAGCUCGCGAUGCCCGAGGGUUUCCCUGCUUGCGGUUCCACCUGCUUCACCAACAUGCAGAACGAAGCCUCCAACCUGGGCUGCUCCGGCAGUGACCAAGCGUGUCUCUGCAAGAACCCCAACUGGUCCUACGGCAUCACGGACUGCUCCAACGCCGCCUGCGCAGAUCACAGCGAUGCUGUGACGGCCAUCCAGUACGGUGUCAACGUCUGUGCUUCCGUCGGCGUCGUCGUUGGUGGCCUUGCUGCCUCAGCUGAUAGCUCUGUCGUUUCUUCGGCUUCUACCACUGUUAUGGUCGCUUCUACGGGGUCUGAAUCCGCUACUGAUUCUGGAAGCGCCGGCGCCGGCCUUGCCACCUCUGAGAUCCUGUCCACCAUCUCCAGUGACGGCUCCGCUGUUGCCACCUCCACUGUCGGUACCACCACCUUCUCGACUACCGACGGUGCCGGGACCAGCUCCGGUGGUGCUCUCAUCCCCCUCUCCACCGUUGCGAUUCUCUCCACCGCGACCAACUCCGACGGCUCGGUUGUGACCACCACACUCGCCACGAGCACCCUCUUCUCGACCUCGGCGCUCUCUGGAUCUGGGUCUGCCACCGACUCCAACUCGGGCUCCAGCAGCACCAUCGUUAGUGGCUCGACUUUCACUUCAGAUGGCACAACUGGUGUUACUGGCGUUACCACCACCGCGCCUGCCACCAGUGACAGUGGCAAUGGUGGUGCCUCUACCACUGACGGCGGUGCGGCCAGUUCGACCGAUUCGGCUGCUGGUGCCGCGCAGCGAACUGCCGCACCUGUCUUCAUCGCGGCCGCUGGCCUUGCUGCUAUGUUGCUGUAA